This is a messenger RNA of Protopolystoma xenopodis, 476 nucleotides long. The record is from the annotation of a GenBank genome assembly. NCBI's taxonomy places the organism in Eukaryota, Metazoa, Platyhelminthes, Monogenea, Polystomatidea, Polystomatidae.
CGCACGAUAAGCUCUUGUCCAUCAAACCAAUUCAAUUCCUAGAAGGUGAACCCGUUCAUAAGCUUCUUACUAUAUUUGUUAAUGGUACUCUGCAAGACUUAGCCCAAUUUAUUGAAAAGCACCCUGAUUUUAUCAAACAAAACGACUUAUCAGAAGAAGCUUGUCUAAAUAAACUCAGAAUGCUCACUCUUAUGGAAUUAGCAGAGAAGUCAUCUGAGCUGGACUACGCUACAGUUGCCAAAGAAUUGAAACUUGAAGAGGAGAAACUGGAAUUUUUUAUUAUUGAAGCAGUCCGCCAACGCAUCAUCAGUUGUAAAUUAGAUCAAGUUCAGCGGCGUAUCAUUGUAACCGGAGCACUUCCGCGUAAUUUUGGACGUGCCCAAUGGAAAAAUCUAUAUGAGACAUUGCUCAAUUGGCGUACUGGACUCACUCAAGUUCAGACGAGUCUUGUUCACAUGAUGAAAGCUAGCUCAUAA